CGGGGUGCCAGUGGGACUGUGCAGGAGCGAGCAAAUUGAAGGAAUUCGCAGCAAACGGCGGCGGUCACACCCUGGCGGCGAAGGAAACGAAAUCCCUUGUCGGGGGCGUUGAAUGGCGUACGGCAACCACCUCGCUGCCUCCAACGUGGCAUCGAUCAAGGGGAGGGGGGUAUGGAAGGUGCCGUGGCGGUCCUUCGUGGCAGGAGAUGACGAUGGGCAGUCGUUAUUGCGCCAGAACCUCGUGUGAAUCGAUGACACAAAACGUCAACGACGACAGCGUCGACAUCCCAUGCGGACGAUAUUGGCGGUGGGAGCGCGACGUCCCAUGCUGGAUGGACACCAGCGGGACGCGAUUACGAAGAAUCGAAUGGGCUGGGAAGGUGGAGGCGCUUCGUGUCAUGCGCGAGAGUCGGGUUCUCGCACCGCACGCGUCCUCACCGCGCUCUUCGCGCGUGCUGGAUUCACCACCGCCGUCACAAGCGACAUCGGCUGCAACGGAACGCAGUUGCCAAUGCGCAGCCCCACCAACGGUGCACGUCGAUCUGUGAAUGGAGAAGUUCGUGCGCGUUUCAGGUGGUCUGGGAGGUACCAUCAUGGCGGGCAAUGCCCCACAACGACGUGGGUUGUCUAGUGCACACGUCAUCGCCGCCUCCAACGGCAGCAUUGCCAGCGUUUGCAUCGACGACGACGUGCAUGUGCGUACCAGCGGUCCCCCGCCGUGUGUCGAAACGAGCGACCAGAUCAUCCAGCACGUCGCAUUCGACGACGACACGAACAUGGCGUGCCCAAGUUGCCACUGGAAUCGCGGGGCCAUGGCACAAGUCUGUGUUGUGCAUCGCACAUCGCUCCACCCCCUUCCAUCUCUCGGCCCAUGGGGGCAUCCUUGCUUGACCAGGAAACGAAGAGGAUGCUGCCCCCCCACCUAGCUCAGGAAGCAAUGUCUCGUUUCAAACGUACGGCAAUCUGGCCAACGCUACUGCUUGUUCACUCUCAGAAAUGGACUGGAAGCAUCCCGACUGUGAAGGACGAUGUGCCUCUGCGUUCGGCAGCGCUGCAGCCUUGGCCCGUGGCAUGUCGACAUCGGCCCUCGUAGCGAAUUCGCCGCCGCUGGGAUGUGGAAGGUCCGACAAUGUGUACCUACCUACCUACCCAUGGGGCAGCCAUGCGCCCACCACUCGCAAGACUCCCAGCGCUGUGACGAGCUUGCCCAAGGGAGCGACUGAGGGCAAUAUAUCACUUGGCACGUCAAACGGCGCUGCCCAACGUCUUCCACGUUGCGCUUCCAUUAUGGAACAUCGCGGAAAACAUUCCACCGCGGCCAACGCAUUUCCACGACGAUGUCCACUUUUGUUUAUCGCAGCCAGGCCCGAAGUGUCAUGAAACGAUUCGUUCGUGUCGGUGCAUUGGCUGCGUCGCUUGUCACGGGCGAGAGCACGGGCGUGGCACCGUGCCUGGAUGCACCCGAGGGGUGGUCGGCCGUGCUUGGGUCACUCACACAAGUCGCCGCGGACAAAGCGAUCGUGUGUGGCUUGAACGCGCUCGACGAUUACAAGGUGUUUUGCAGCCUCAAGAAGCAGCCCGCGUCGUGGUGGCAACUCGAACACGUCGCGUUCAAAGAUAUCGCGGUGCGGGACGGUGUCGUCUUUGGCAUUCAGACCGACGGGAAACUCAUGACAGGUCCGUCCGGCCCGACCGCCACCUUUGUCCAAGUGCCGACGCCGUUCUGUGAAGCGGUGGCCAUCACGUUCAACGGAAGCACGUUGUGCGUCGUGACCAGUCGCAGCCAAAUCUUUUGCGCCAGCACGACGCGCACGGGCUUUCCCGCGACCGUCAACUGGCAACGGCUAGACGGUGACAUGACGCAACUUGCCCUCGCGGGGACGACCGUGUACGGCGUGAAUGGCCAGAACCAGCUCUGGACCGGCACCAUCACGGACGCGACUCUUGCGGCGGGCGUCACCAAGUGGGUCGAAGUGCCAAACUAUCGUUUCCAGCAAGUCGCGUUCGACGGCGAGCGAGUGUGCGGCGUAACGCCGUCGCUGCAAGUCGUUUGCGCUCCCAUCCACGUGGGCGACUCGAACAGCGCUCCGAUGUCGUGGACAGCGUUGGAAGGCGAAUUAACGUACGUGAGCAACUACGACACGUCCCUCUACGGCGUGGACGCAGCCGGACACGUUUACGUUCAGUACCUGGCGCCGCCGCCUGCCGUCCCGACGGCGAACGAGCCCCCAUCGUUGCCGGUCAAGCGAAAACGAGUGCCGUGGACCGUCGUGCCAACGCCCCAAAUGGCUCUCGUCACAGUGUCGUCGUUUGGGUCGAAUGUGUGUGGCACGGACAGCGCUGGGUCGAUCUACUGCACGGCUUUCAAUGCGGACACCCCAACGGUGGUGUCGUGGGUCCAGCUGCAAGGCCGCGCAAUGCAGGAAGUUGUGGUGGCCGACAAGGGAGCUCUCUACGGCGUGAGCAUGACCGGCGGCACUUUUUACGCACCUACAUGCAAGGCGACCGCGAGAUGGGUGCAGCAAUCCGACGACCUCAUGAACAUGGCUGUCGACGGGUCGGUGGUGUGUGGCGUCAGCCGUGGGUCGCUCGUGUACUGCGCCAACCGCAACACUCAAACCAGCACGCCCAACUGGACGUUGCUCGACGGUAUCUUGAUUCAAAUCGUCGUGGCAAAUGGCGUCCUCUUCGGGCUGGAUACACGAAACAAGCUGUGGACGGGCUCGUCCAAGACAAUCGAGUCGGGGUCGGGGUCGUGGGCACCGAUCGCCAACAGCGCCAAGUACUCUCGGAUCUCGUACGACGGCAUCCGUCUCUGCGGGGUCCUGACCCCUGGGAACAAGAUCCGGUGUGCCGACGCCGGCCUAGCAACGUUGCCCAACUGGUACAACGUCCCUGGAGCAGGAGCCAACAUGGCAUACGUGUCGGUCCAACGCGAGAACUUGUUUGCACUCAUGGCCAACUCGACGCUGCUCUACCGCGCCCUCGACGCCGGCGACGAAAACAUCUAAGUUUGUGAUGGCGUGGACGAGAAACAAGGAAACCAUGCGAUCGAUCACUUGUCGCCCUGCACGAGCAUAGCACCACAUGCAUGACACACCCCUUCCAAUUAGAUGGAAUUCAUUCAAACACAACACCAUACCCUCUGUAAAACACCACAAGCAGCGCACUGGCGCGACGCCGCCUUGUUUCGUCUUCCUUCGCCCGACCUCGAUCGCGUCGCUGCGGCGAGCGAUU
This is a messenger RNA of Aphanomyces invadans, 3237 nucleotides long. RefSeq lists its product as hypothetical. The transcript has a single exon. The coding region runs from base 1338 to 3011 and encodes 557 amino acids. The record is from RefSeq and is a predicted model, not a curated record. NCBI's taxonomy places the organism in Eukaryota, Oomycota, Saprolegniomycetes, Saprolegniales, Verrucalvaceae.